Molecule: messenger RNA, 1256 nt
Organism: Sinocyclocheilus rhinocerous
Lineage: Eukaryota; Metazoa; Chordata; Actinopteri; Cypriniformes; Cyprinidae
Product: MAGUK p55 subfamily member 7-like
Exons: 14
Coding region: 84-1145 (353 amino acids)
Molecular function (GO): protein binding
Source: RefSeq, a predicted model, not a curated record
GAAGUGAACUACCAGACAAGACCAUUACUGGAACCUCAUUCUGCAGGCCAGGGCCUUUAUCUGUUGUCUUUCUGUAUAUCAUCAUGAUAAACCCAUCAUCUGGACCAGGAGGUGUGUGUAGGUUGCUGGCCUCUUUGCUUUAUGGGCUGGAGUCUCAUAUGGACACCUCAGAGGACAGCACUUUUCUACAGGACAUGCUCAUGGGCAAUACUCUGCAUCUGCUUAUUAAGGUCUAUGACAGGCUGCAGAAGUACAGAGUCCAGCGGCCUGCUCCACUGUUGGAAAGCACACAGGGCCUGGCUCAGGACUUGGCAAAAGAGCUGUGCUGUGUAGUCGCCAGCCCAGAGACAACAGAGUUGUUAUACCUGCUCUCUAAACCUCAUGUACAGGCUCUUCUCUCAGUGCAUGACAUGGUGUCUCAGAAAGAGUUUGACCCUCGUUUGCCUCCUCUGCACCCACUGCCCGAUUACAUCGAGAAAGAGGAAUAUUCAAUCAAGAUUGUUCGCUUGGUUAAAAACCAGGAGUCACUGGGAGCCACCAUCAAGAGAGAUGAGUCCACUGGAGCUAUAGUGGUGGCUCGGGUCAUGAGAGGAGGAGCUGCUGAUCGAAGUGGUCUAAUUCACGAAGGGGACAAGCUCAAGGAAGUCAAUGGUGUUCCAAUGGAGGACAAGAACCCAGAGGAGAUCAUUCCCAUACUAGCCAAGUCAGAAGGAGCAGUGACCUUCAAAGUCAUCCCAGGCACCAAAGAAGAGCCAGAGACCAUAGAUAACAAGAUCUUUGUAAGGGCACUUUUUGACUAUAAUCCCCAAGAAGAUCCUGCUAUUCCAUGCAAAGACGCCGGGUUGGAAUUCUGGAGGGGAGAUGUGUUACAGAUUGUAAGCCAAGAAGAUGACACCUGGUGGCAGGCCAGACGGCACGGUGACGCCAACCUCAGGGCUGGAUUGAUUCCCUCAAGACAGCUUCAGGAAAGACAACAUGGAAGAGGAUGUGGACUAUGGAGCAAUAAGUGGCAUACAUAUAGCAGGUUUGAGGAAAAGUUUCCGGUUGAGCCGGAAGGACAGCACAGGUCAACAUGUGAGACAGAAAAUGGGCAAAGGACAUGCCGGUAUCCAUUUACCAAUAUAUCAGGAGGUCCUGCCUUAUAAGAGAAAGCCUGAUGAGCUUUACCGCCUUGUGCUUCUAACUGGGCCUAGCGGGGUUGGUGUGACCGAGUUAAAGAGAAGACUUCUACUCUCUGACCCAGAACACUUCAGUGU